AAUCAGAGGCCAAGUUUAUCAUAAAAUAGGCUCAUUGCUGCCAAUGCCAAACGAACCACAUAAAUUUUUACAAAUCUACUUUAUGGGCGGCGAGGACUCCGGAAGCGCACUAGCCAAUCGGGUGGAUGCACGUUGUGGCUACAAUAACCUUGAUUCAUUCUUUGCUAGACGCAUCGUCAGCGAGCUGGAUGCUCUAUUGAAUGAGCAUAAUGAAUUGUUGAAAAUAUUCAAAUCCCACAUGCACAAAUUAGAAAGCGAUAAUCACGCUAUUGUUAUUAAUCCUGAUAAAACACCAGCUGGAGAACACAUUCGUAGAUUCAAUGCACCUGUUGCUGACGACGUUGCUGGAAUCAUGGUUGGCGAUCGUACAGGUGCACGAGAAAUUGUGAUUCGUAGGAGAAAUAAUAAUCUUCAGUUCAUUGCUGAUACACACCGUUCAUAUGACGCUCUCCAAUAUCCGCUAAUCUUCUGGAAGGGACAAGACGGAUAUAGCAUAAAUAUUAAACAACGAGAUCCCGUAUCAGGAGCCGAAACAAACAAGAACGUUAGCUCGAAGGAUUAUUAUGCGUAUAGAUUGAUGAUUAGACGCGGGCUGGAUAACGUCAUUCUACGAUUUCGAGAGCUUUGUCAACAAUUCAUGGUCGACAUGUACGCGAAGAUAGAAGGCGAACGACUACGAUACUUACGAUAUAAUCAACUCAAGCUACGUGUGGAAGAGUACAUUCACUUGCGAGACGCUAUUGUCAACAACGCCGACGCCGCCGAAAUUGGUAACUCUGUCAUUCUACCAUCAUCGUACGUAGGCAGUCCACGUCAUAUGCAAGAGUAUAUACAGGAUGCUCUGACUUUCGUGCGCGAAUAUGGGCGACCGUGUUUAUUUAUCACGUUCACAUGUAAUCCAAAAUGGCCAGAGAUUACAUCUUUGCUGUUGCCUGGCCAAAAUGCAAUACAUCGUCAUGACAUUACAGCACGUGUGUUUAGACAAAAGCUGAAGUCAUUAAUAAAUUUUAUUACUAAAUCACAUGUAUUCGGUCCCACACGUUGCUGGCUGUAUUCGGUUGAGUGGCAAAAGCGAGGAUUACCUCAUGCCCACAUUUUGGUUUGGUUAAUCGACAAAAUCCGUCCUGAAGAAAUAGAUAAUAUAAUUUCUGCAGAAAUUCCCGAUCCGUCUACUGAUCAAUUGCUGUUUGAUAUUGUUACAGCAAACAUGAUUCAUGGCCCAUGCGGUACUUUUAAUCGUUCAUCGCCUUGCAUGUCAGAUGGAAAAUGUACAAAAAAUUUUCCUAAAGAUUUCACUAACGAUACAAUCACAAAUGUCGACGGAUAUCCAAUAUAUCGUCGAAGGAAUCCAGAUAAUGGCGGACAAUCAUUUAUUAAAAACAUCAGCAACACAGACAUUGAUAUUGACAAUCGUUGGGUCGUGCCAUAUUCGCCCCUGCUGAGCAAAACAUACAAUGCUCAUAUUAAUGUUGAGUUCUGCAGUUCUGUGAAUAGCAUCAAAUACAUUUGCAAGUAUGUCCAUAAAGGCAGUGACAUGGCGGUGUUUAGAGUGGAAAAUACCAAUGUGAAUGCUCCUCCAGUAAAUAAAAACGAUGAAAUAACGCUCUACCAAAUAGGUCGGUACAUCAGCUCCAAUGAAGCUGUUUGGCGUAUCUUUGGUUUUCCAAUUCAUGAACGGGAUCCAGCAGUUGUUCAGUUAGCCGUUCAUCUUGAAAAUGGUCAGCGUGUAUAUUUCACGAACGAGACAGCGAUUGAUCGUGCUAUAAAUCCACCAAAAACUACACUCACUGAAUUUUUUGAAUUGUGUAAUCGUGCGGAUGAUUUUGGUGCCUUUGCACUGAAUCCAAGACAGACUGAGUGCUUUUAUCUUCGACUAUUGUUGGUUAAUGUUACUGGCCCAUUGUCAUUUCAAGAUAUACGUAAAGUGAAUGGGCAACAGUAUACAACGUAUAAAGAUGCAUGCCUUGCACUCGGCUUGCUAGAAGAUGACAAUCAGUGGGAAUGUAUGCUUGCUGAAGCAGCAUUGAACUGUACAACAAUACAAAUUCGUCUACUAUUCGCUAUAGUGUUGACUACAUGUUUUCCAGCCCGAGCAGAGAUAUUGUGGGAUAAUCACAAAGAUUCAAUGACUGAUGAUAUAUUGCAUCAACAUCGUACAUGGUGUAACGAUCUAGCGAUAACAUUCAGCCACGAUAUGUACAAUGAAGCAUUGAUUGCUAUUGAGGAUCUUUGCAUUAUCAUUGCCAACUUACCACUCAGUCAUUUCGGUAUGAAUUCGCCAAAUCGAGGUGCAACUGAUUUAAUGAACACUGAAAUGAAUCGUGAAAUGCAGUACAACACUGUAGAAACGGCGGCGAUUGUUACUCGCAAUGUCCCACUAAUGAAUGAGGAACAAAGAACCAUUUACGACCGCAUUAUGCUCGCAGUUUCAGCAGGACAAGGUGGGUUCUUCUUUUUAGAUGCACCAGGUGGAACUGGCAAGACAUUCCUUAUUUCGCUAAUUCUCGCCAAAAUACGAUCCAAUAAUGGCAUCGCAUUGGCCGUUGCAUCAUCGGGCAUUGCGGCAACUUUAUUGGAUGGAGGCAGAACAGCUCAUUCAGGCUAA
Cotesia glomerata is the source of this 2605-nucleotide messenger RNA. RefSeq lists its product as uncharacterized. Gene Ontology annotation, molecular function: DNA helicase activity. Gene Ontology annotation, biological process: DNA repair; telomere maintenance. The record is from RefSeq and is a predicted model, not a curated record. The coding region runs from base 44 to 2605 and encodes 853 amino acids. The transcript has 4 exons. NCBI's taxonomy places the organism in Eukaryota, Metazoa, Arthropoda, Insecta, Hymenoptera, Braconidae.